AUGAAUGAAUGUGGAACGAUAGCGACAAACAAUAAUGAUGAGCCACAAGCAGAAGUAAUCGGCGAUGAAACAAAAGCAAUUUUUUUCGAUACUGCUCAUAUUACAAUAAAGCGUGUUUGUAUCCUAAGCAUCCAUCCAAAUUACACGAUUGAAGCUGCUUAUGGUGACUCUUCAACUAUUUCUACUACUGAAGAAAAACAACAGCAUACUGUAAUUCAUCCACAUGAUACUGAAGAAGUAUUAAAGCAAUUAGAUCCAAAUAUUAAUGUGCAGACGAUUUAUUUAGUUCCAAAUGUCAGACAAAGCAUUGCCGCCAUUCGUCGAAUAGAACACGAAGUUGAUAUAUUUAUUAAUUUGUACGAUAAUUCAGAUGAUACAGCAACAAAAGUUAUUGAAUAUAUGCAAAAUCAAGGCAUCGCAUUUACUGGUGCUGGUCUACAUUUUUGUGAUCCGACUCGAAUUGAAUUAAAACGAUUAUGCCAAUACAGUCAAUUACCAACACCGAAAUUUGCAUUUUUGACUGGUUCAAAUAAUCAGUAUAAUAAUGUUUUAAAACAAUUACCAGAAAAAUUAGGUGGUUUUCCACUAUUUAUUAAACCUGAACAUGGUUACGAUAGUAAGCUCUUCUUAUUUGAAUGCUUGAUGAAAGUAGAUAUAGAAAAAGAGUAA
Messenger RNA from Didymodactylos carnosus, 669 nucleotides. The record is from the annotation of a GenBank genome assembly. NCBI's taxonomy places the organism in Eukaryota, Metazoa, Rotifera, Eurotatoria, Philodinida, Philodinidae.